AUGAUGCGCGCCGCCCGCCGCACCUUCAGCGAGAUGAAGCCGCGCACGCGAUUCGCAGCGCAUAAAUCAAAUGUCGCAUCCGCACGCCAUCGCCGCGGCGCCUGCACGACGGCGUGGCGGCGCAGCGCCCUGACCUCAUAGCGACUCACACAGGCGCUUCGUCAUCAAGACCUUCAACAAGAUCAGCCCGCAGGGCUUGGAGCGCUUUAGACCGGAAAUGUACCGCAUUAAACCGGGCGAGGACCAGCCUCCGGUAGCACAUGCCAUCAUGCUCCGCUCCCACAAGAUCCAAGAUAGCGACGUCCCGUUGACGUGCCGAGCCAUCGUGCGGUGCGGCGCGGGCACGAACAAUUGCAACGUGCCGCGGAUGACGGAGCUCGGGAUUCCCGUCUUUAAUACUCCUGGGGCCAAUGCCAACGCGGUGAAAGAGUUGGUGCUUUGUGGGUUGCUCAUGGCUUCUAGAGGUAUUUAUGAGGGUGCCAGUCACAUGACGAAGUUACAUGCCGAAGGCACGGCCCACGAGCGCAUCGAGAAGGACAAGGCCAUGUUCGGGGGGCGCGAGUUGACGGGCAAGACGCUCGGGGUCGUCGGUCUCGGCGCCAUCGGUGCGGCCGUGGCGCAUUCCGCCAUCGCCCUCGGCAUGAAUGUCGUAGGGUACGACCCCGGGUUGUCCGUCGAAGCGGCUCUCAGACUACCUUCCGGCGACAUGGAGAUGGCGUCUUUGGAAGACCUCGUCGAGCAGAGCGACUACGUGACGCUACACGCUCCUUACAUCAAAGAUGUCACUCAUCAUUUGAUCAACGCCGAGUUGUUGGCGAAGAUGAAGCCCGAUGCUAGUCUCUUAAACUUCGCGCGAGGCGAGUUAGUAGAUGAAGCGGCUCUCAACGAGCGCUACGAGGAUGGUGGCGGUGGUAGGUACAUCACGGACUUCGCCGUUUCGGACGAGUUGUACCCGAGACCGAACGUCAUCUCCAUCCCGCACUUGGGAGCGUCCACGGAGGAGGCCGAGGCGAACGCGGCCGCGAUGGCCGCCGACACGGUCCAGCUCUACCUCGAGACGGGCACGAUCAAGGACAGCGUCAACUUCCCGGCCUGCUCCUUACCGGCGCGCGACGAGGAACAUGUCCACCGCUGCACCGUGAUCACGGAGAAUCGGCCGGGCAUGCUCGGUGACUUGAUGAGCGUCUUCGGCGACGCUAAUCUCAAUGUGGUGCAACAAAUAAACACCUCCAAAGGAGAACUCGCGUACAACGUGAUUGAUCUGGAACUUCCUAGAACGGCAGAUGGGAAGGUCGACGUCGGUGAAUUCGGCACCGGCGACUUUGAUAAGUUGCAGGCCAAGAUCAUGGAGGUGUCCGGGGUGAAGUCGACGCGGUUCAUUUCGGACUGGUGCCCGGGGACGGGCUACGCCGUCAAGGUCGAUGAUCAGAUCAUCGGCAUUGGCGUGGAUUCGCCCGAGCAGGCGUCGUACGCGGAGCUCUGA
This is a messenger RNA of Pelagomonas calceolata, 1483 nucleotides long. The record is from the annotation of a GenBank genome assembly. NCBI's taxonomy places the organism in Eukaryota, Pelagophyceae, Pelagomonadales, Pelagomonadaceae.